Molecule: messenger RNA, 2118 nt
Organism: Parascedosporium putredinis
Lineage: Eukaryota; Fungi; Ascomycota; Sordariomycetes; Microascales; Microascaceae
Source: the annotation of a GenBank genome assembly
AUGAGCUAUCCAAACCGUGACUACGCCUACUCGGGCGGAAUCCCCAUGGACGAGGUCUCCGCCGAGUCCCACGACCACCUCAACCCCGGCUACACCCAACCCCGACCCGUCAGCCGCCCAUACUCCCUCAGCGCCGAAUCCGACCCUUACCUCACCGAAGGUAACCCCCAGGGCACGCCCCCUACCCGGCCUAGACAUGGCCCCGCCAUACGCUCCAUACGGCGGCGAGGAGGACCGCUUCAGCUUUACCCCGGAGCGCCCGGACUCCUUCGCCGGCGACCCGGAGGAAAGCUGGGCAGCGCGCCAGCAGGAUCCCACCGACCACCAGCACUAUCAGCAGGGGAGCACUACGGCAACGGCCACGCCAACGGGCAGGCCAACGGCAACGGCAACGGCAACAACGCGGGCGGGCUGCGCCGGGCCAACACGCGCAAGAUCAAGCUGGUGCAGGGUUCCGUGCUCAGCGUCGACUACCCCGUGCCCAGCGCCGUCAAGAACUCGGUGCAGCCCAAGUACCGCGACGUCGAGGGCGUGCCCGAGGAGUUCCUCAACCUGCGCUACACGGCGGCCACGUGCGACCCCAACGAUUUCACGCUCAGCAACGGCUACAACCUCCGCCCGCGCUUGUAUAACCGCCACACGGAGCUGCUCGUCGCCAUCACCUACUACAACGAGAACAAGGUCCUGCUCGCCCGCACGCUGCACGGCGUGAUGCAGAACAUUCGCGACAUCGUCAACUUGAAGAAGUCCAAGUUCUGGAACGCCGGCGGGCCCGCGUGGCACAAGAUCGUCGUGUGCAUCAUCUUUGACGGCAUCGACAAGGUCGACAAGAACGUCUUCGACGUGCUCGCCACCAUUGGCGUGUACCAGGACGGCCUCUCCGUCACCCCGGACCACCAGCUCGUGCGUCCCAGCACCGGCGAAAAAGAGUCCCGCACGCUACCACCCGCUCAGUUCAUCUUUUGCCUCAAGCAGAAGAAUAGCAAAAAGAUCAACUCCCACCGCUGGCUCUUCAACGCCUUUGGCCGCAUCCUCAACCCCGAGGUCACCGUCCUCAUCGACGCCGGUACAAAACCGGGCCCGCGCUCCCUGCUCUCCAUCUGGGAGGCCUUCUACAACGACCGCAACCUCGGCGGCGCCUGCGGCGAGAUCCACGCUAUGCUGGGCCCGGGGAUUUCCAACAUCCUCGAUAAACCCCUGGAAAGCUGUUUCGGCUACGUCACCGUCCUACCGGGCGCCUUUUCCGCCUACCGCUUCCGCGCCAUCAUGGGACGGCCGUUGGAGCAGUACUUCCACGGCGACCACACGCUGUCCAAGAUUCUCGGGAAAAAGGGCGUGGACGGCAUGAACAUCUUCAAGAAGAACAUGUUCCUCGCCGAGGACCGCAUCCUCUGCUUCGAGCUCGUGGCCAAGGCCGGCCAGCGCUGGCACCUGAGCUACAUCAAGGCCGCCAAGGGCGAGACUGACGUCCCCGAGGGCGCCGCCGAAUUCCUGAGCCAGCGCCGGCGCUGGCUCAACGGCUCCUUUGCCGCGUCCCUCUACUCGUUGAUGCACUUUGGUCGCAUCUACCAAUCUAGCCACGGCAUCGUGCGACUCAUACUUUUGCAUAUUCAGCUCAUCUACAACGUGCUCAACGUCUUCUUUAGCUGGGUGUCCCUCGCCUCCUACUUCCUCACCACCACCAUCAUCAUGCAGCUCGUGGGUACGCCGGAUCCGGAGACCGGCUACCGCGCCUGGCCGUUUGGCAACACCGCUACACCCAUCAUCAACGUCAUUAUCCGCUGGUUCUACAUCAUCUUCAUCCUCAUCCAGUUUAUUCUCGCCCUAGGAAAUCGACCCAAGGGCUCGCAGUACACCUACGUCGCGUCCUUUGCCGUGUUCGGCAUCAUCCAGCUGUACAUUAUUAUCUUGUCCUUUUACUUGGUAUACCGUGCCCUCAGCAGCUCCGCCGGCGACAUCGACACCAGCUCCGGCGCCGCCUUCUUCCAGAGCUUCUUCGGCAGCGGCGUCACGGGCGUCAUCUUGCUCGCCGUCAUCACCAUCUACGGCCUCAACUACGUCGCCUCGUUCUUGUACAUGGAUCCCUGGCACAUGUUCCAUUCCUUCCCCAGUACAUGA